GUGAUGCCAGAGUGUCACCAAAAAAAGAUUUUUACUUAAUUUGGUCACUAAAACACUGAGAUUACAGUUGUGAUAGUAAUAUGUAUGCCAUGGAUUAGAGUCUUAUAGUAAUAUAACUUCACAUCGCAUAUGAAUUAAAUGUUUUCAAAUGAGAGGGAGAGCUGUGAAACAACUCUUUUCUUGGUUUUCAUUGAAUAUCAGCGAUAAUAGCGUAAUAGUGUUGGAAGUGAUUGUGUGGGCGAUAAUCAAAUAAUAAUCAUAAAGAAGUCAUUUGUGACUUUUUUUUUGUCUUUAUAUGGAAUGAAUACGAAAUCUAAAUGUAAAGGUAAUCAACAAAUGACCGUCACUUCCAUCACAUCGCACACACCUAAGAGUCCUUACCUGCAAAACAUCGAUAAACAAGUGUUUGAUCUGAAACGUCAACAACAUUUGUUAACUAAUUCAACAAACGUGUCGUCACCGCCACCGAAAAACUUCAAAUAUGGUCAACAACAACGGCCAGACCAGUCUUCUUCAAUAAUUCUUCGUCAAAAACUUCUUCACCGCAACAAAAAUGGCUCAAUUGUUGGCGUUUCGGGAAAUACAUUGAAAAACCGACGAAGUUAUAGUCGUUCGCAUAAUAAUGGCUUUAAGUUUCAUAACUUUGUUGUGAAUGAAGACAAGAGGUCGUGUCUUGAGGAACAACACGGAACCAAAAAGAUAACUGUUUCUCAUUGGAAACGACCGAACAAUACCAUUGUAAGCACCAAUGAUAGCGAUACUCAGCAAACCAUCACUCAAUCUAAUCCGUCCUCUCAUUCAAUACUUGAAACACUUUUGGCGCCCAACUCUUCAAAUGACAUAAGCAAUCAAGUAUUAGUUGAAGACAAACAACGAUUAAGCAAAAGAAAACCAUUACAUGUGAGAAGAGUUCUUCGACAACAUCAACGCACCCAUAAUAUGUCAAUUGAUUUACCAAAACCUCGAGUUUGUGAACCACAAGUCGAACCAUUAGAUCUUUCAUUCAAAAAGAUUAACUUUAGUGAAACACUUGAUGACGAAGAUUCCGACUCUAGAGACAAUUGUUUAGACUAUUUGCCAUCAAAUGAUAAUUUCAUACAAACUAUUUGUAACAAUGAUUACUAUCCGGAAUCAGAAUCGGUUCAAAACCUAAUCAAUUCAGUGAAUCAAUCGGCAGCUCAGGCAUCGGCUAUCAUUGCAUCCGUCAAGUGUCCCAUUGUUGGCAACAGUUUGGCAUCCAAUGUCAUCGGCAGUCAUACAUGCAAUGACUCAUCCAUUAGUGAUAAGAAGUGCCAAAAUAAUUCAGUCAAUUGUGUUGUGGCGUCAAAACAGAUGAAACAAAGACAAACUCACAGAAGUAUUAUUAAAAAACAAUUAGAAGAGACGUUCAAACAAAAUGGAUUUCUUGUUAAGACAAAACAAGUGAGUGAUGCCAACAACUCAGCCAUGUUUUGCAAGUUUCGUCAGUUACGCAAAUAUACCCGAUAUUACCUCAAGUCAUGGCACCAUCACUUACCCGAUGAGGUCAACAAAUUAUGGAAAGGAUUUUUGCCACCGAAGACUGAAAAGCCUAAUUCUAGUCAUUAAUACAAUUAAUUAGUG
Messenger RNA from Oppia nitens, 1602 nucleotides. RefSeq lists its product as uncharacterized. NCBI's taxonomy places the organism in Eukaryota, Metazoa, Arthropoda, Arachnida, Sarcoptiformes, Oppiidae. The record is from RefSeq and is a predicted model, not a curated record. The coding region runs from base 301 to 1587 and encodes 428 amino acids. The transcript is spliced from 2 exons.